AUGGCAUUAUAUGUAGAGCUAGGGACUAGUAGGAAAGGAGUGCAGCUUCUAUGAAGGAGCAUCCCAACAUUUGUCCAGACAAGUUCAAUAACUUAGAUUUUUAGAACUUUCGAAGAGCGCCGAAAAGAUUAUAAAGCGUGUUGUCAUCGUUGCCCUUAUUGACCCUUUUUAUCUUCUUGCCUCUUUUGCUCGUUAAAUUCGAGGUCUUUGUUUGGCUCUCUAUGGAGUAUCCUUUGGAUUGUCAAGGUUGUUGGUUCUGCAGAUUAUCAAAAAUCAUGUCUUGUUUGACAGCAAGAACAGGAAGGCAGAGACAGCGGUACGAGGAUCAAUUGAGGCUUGUUUCAGGGUGUAUACCUUAUAAGUUUGAAGAGACGGUAGGGAGUAGCAAUUGCAAUGUAGAGAAAAAGUUGCUUGUUCUCAUGAUUUCUUCACCAAAUCGAGAUGAUCUUGUCUUUCCAAAGGGUGGAUGGGAGAAUGAUGAAACUAUGCAUGAAGCUGCAUGUCGUGAGGCCUUAGAAGAAGCAGGAGUGAAGGGAGUUCUUGGUGAAACUCCACUAGGACAAUGGGAGUUCAGAAGCAAGAGCAAACAGAACAAUGGCAGCCUGCAAGGUGGUUGUAGAGGUUACAUGUUUGCGCUAAGGGUUACUGAAGAGCUCGACUCCUGGCCCGAGCAGGCCAUCUACGGAAGGAAAUGGGUUUCCAUAGAAGACGCAUUCAGAUUCUGUCGGUAUGACUGGAUGCGAGAAGCGCUUAGAAAGCUUUUGACAUCGCUCUCAGAGAACACAGAAUAUGGCCCGAGAGAAGAACUGGACGCACUUCCUCUGAGGCCAGUUAUCUCAGAAGUAGGAUCAGAGCAUCAAAUAUCAUCACCAUCCAGCUGCUUUUCUAGUCAUUCUAGUGUUCAGCAGCUUGCAGCUUGAAAAAUUCAUGUAGCAAAUGCAUUGUACACAGGGUUAUCGAAUCAUGUCUAAAUCAAAUCAAAACCCUUUGUACUGCGAGUUCCCAUUGUAGCAUGUUUUAGACAUUCGUUUGUUGUAUUUCUUUGGUAAUUCUGCUUAACCUGUAAAUAAAUCGAGGUUAAUAGAAGGAACAGUUGGUUUCUCUUGUACAUUUUCGUGACUUUAACAUUCUUUUAAGCUUGGACAAAGACACAGCUGCUUCUGGGGAUAACUAUUCCCACAUUAACCAAAGCAGAACAAAGCACAAUCUCAAAGUCCGGGAACGAUCUACAUACCACGACAAGAAAAUUCAAACCCCCAUACGCUCCUCCCUCGAAAACAUUCACUCUUUUGCUGGUUUUAAUAUUCCGUCUGGUUUAGUUUAACCUUGAAGGCUAUGACUUAGAGAGACUGAGAGAGCAUCAGAUCGAGGCAAGGUGGC
Messenger RNA from Fragaria vesca subsp. vesca, 1380 nucleotides. RefSeq names its product nudix hydrolase 12, mitochondrial-like. Gene Ontology annotation, cellular component: nucleus; cytoplasm. Bases 222 to 920 code for a protein of 232 amino acids. Gene Ontology annotation, molecular function: pyrophosphatase activity. The record is from RefSeq and is a predicted model, not a curated record. Lineage: Eukaryota; Viridiplantae; Streptophyta; Magnoliopsida; Rosales; Rosaceae. The transcript is spliced from 6 exons.